Molecule: messenger RNA, 4296 nt
Organism: Hemibagrus wyckioides
Lineage: Eukaryota; Metazoa; Chordata; Actinopteri; Siluriformes; Bagridae
Gene: cntln
Product: centlein, centrosomal protein
Exons: 28
Coding region: 684-3995 (1103 amino acids)
Biological process (GO): protein localization to organelle; centriole-centriole cohesion
Cellular component (GO): centrosome; centriole
Source: RefSeq, a predicted model, not a curated record
AAUAAUUAGAGAUUUGGAAUGAUCAACACAGUAAACUUGUCAGUAAAAUAGUGUAAAUGUUGUGUGUAAAUAAUAAACACUGAGCUCUGUGCUUCUCCAUCUCUCCUGAAACAUCUGGAUCUAGAGUUACAGCUGUUUUAUGUAUGUAUUUUCAUUUAGAACACAGUAAAGCUGGCUGCUGAAGAUCUGUUUAAUAAGUCAGAGGAGAGAAGAGCUGAGAGGAGAUAUAGAUUAGGGAAUGACUGAAUAAAGUUGUCUAUCAGUGAGAUUAAUAAUCAUGAUUUGAUUUAUUUGUAAUCAUCUGAGAUCAGUCAGUAACAGAUACUGUGUAUAUACUGUCUUACUGAUACACUCUCUAUCACUCCAUUCACCUGGAGAACAACACUGCUCUAAACCUCAUGUCAUCACUGUAGUGUUACCUCUGGAAAAACAGGGCGGAUAAGGAGUUCGUGUGGUCGCUAUGGAAACAGCUGCAGGCGGCCAAUCCGGACCUGACGCAGGCUGUGAGUUUAGUGGUGGAACGUGAGAAACACAAAGCGGAAGCUAAAGAUCGGAAAGUUCUGGAAAUCCUUCAGGCCAAAGACUACAAGAUCCAGGAGCUUGAGAAGGAAGUGACCUCACAGCGACAGGAAGUGAGCGCACUCCUGCAGCAGCAGCGUGCUAGUGAAGAGGAGCGCCAUGUGAUGAAGAAGGAGCUGGUGGAACUUCAACACACACUGAGUGAUACAACACAACACUUACAGCAGUGUGAUGAAGGAUGGAGGAGGAGGUUGGAGGACCAGCAGGAGCAGAGCAGGAAGCAGGAGGAAACAAACAACACCAGACUCAAGCAGUGUGAUGAAGGAUGGAGGAGGAGGUUAGAGGAGCAGCAGGAGCAGAGCAGGAAGCAGGAGGAAACCAACAAUGCCCGACUCAGGGAGGUACAGGAGGAGUUGGUGAAGAUUCAGACAGUCAGCUCGUCUCUGUCAGUUCAGCUCAGUUCAGUUCAGCAGAAGCUCAGUGAGAGAGAGCAGCAGCUCCAACAGCUCAGGGGUGAGCUGCAGGAUCUUCAGUCCCUGUAUGUACAGAGUGUGGCUCAUGCAGGAGAGCAGGCAGAACUCAUCCAGCAGCUGGAAGGUCUCAAUAUGGACACACAGCAGAUCCUGCAGAGCCAAGAGAGAGUACACACCACACACACUGCCUCCUACCACAAGCUGUACAGUGAGCUGAGCGUUUCCUAUCAGGCGCUCCGCCUCAGUGAGGAACAGCUGCGACAGAGGAACGUCAGUCUCACUGAACAGCUUUGUCAGAAGGAACAGCAAGUCUCUGAACUUCAGGACCAACUACAGCAGCUCCAACAGCCUGUAACACCCCACCCUCUGUCCAGUCAGGUGCGCACUACACCCCACCCUCUGUCCAGUCAAGUGAGCACUACACCCCACCCUCUGUCCAGUCAGCAGAAGAUGGAGCAGGAGUGUGUGGAGGCUGCAGAGAGUCAGGAGUGUGUGUCUCACUUUCCUUCUUCUGAGACUCAGAGCUGUGGAACACAAACAGAGCAGUGUUCCAGGUCUGUUUCUCCAAGCAGCAGUAAAGCAGCUGAGAAGAAAAUUCAGCAGUUGGAGGAGUUACUCACUCUCAAGACGGACGAGAACGAGGAGUUGAGGCGAGCUCAUGCGAAGCGUCACGAUCGUCUGCGUCUGAUUCAGACCAACUACAGAGCGGUGAAGGAGCAGCUGAAGGAGGUGGAGGACACACAGGGCCUGCCUAAAGGCAGGACGAGGCGAGCUGAGCCGUGGGAGCUCCGUCAGGAGAACAGCGAUGCUGUUUGGAAUGAGUUGGCCUUCUUUAAACGCGAGAACAAGAAGCUCCUCGCUGAGAAGUCUCAGUUGGAGGAGGAGUUGGAUGUAGCUCGUGUUCGAGUAGCCAUGGAGCGAGCUACAGCACAGGAGCUACGCCUGCAACUGCAUGAAGAAGAGCAAGAGCUACAGCUGAAUGAUGAUGAUGAUGAUGAUAAGGAGGGGGAGGACAGAGCCAGCAGCACACCACUACCUCCUAUACACAGACUACACAUCUCUGUUAGAAAGAUUGAAGUGUUGGAAAGGAAGAUGGUGUGUCUGGAGAGAGAGACGUUGAAGCUGCGAGAGGAGAAGCAGGCCCUACAGGAUGCUAGUGAUGUCCUGCGUAGCGAGCUGGAGAAGGUCCAGGCAGCACUGCAGCAGGCCCGUGUGCGUGAGGAAGUGACCCAGGCUCGGGUCAGCGCAGAGCGGGACAGGCUGCUAGACGAGGCCCGGGCUCUACAGGCCCAGGUGGAGAAAUGGCGCAGAGCAGAGACUGCGUCUCGAGCAGCAUUACUGAGAAUCAGACAGGAAGUGGGAGUGCUGAGGGCCGAGAGGGACUUCCACAGGAACAAGAUACGGAGAGGACGAGGAUACGGGACACACACCAACACACACACCACUGUCCCACUGCAGCCCAGGACAUGCAGUCCGGCCAAGGACGAGUGGGAGGACAUGAGUCCUGACAGUGACAGUGAGGAUUUCUCGGACAGUCUGGACAGUCGGCAUGCUGCUCAUCCACUCCACUUUGCUGCUAAGUCAAAGGUCUGUACAGCUCUCCCUCAUGGACACACGGUCAGAGACAGCUCCACUGCGGCCAGGGCUCACAACACGGUGUCGCAGCUGAGCACGGAAGUGAGGAAGAGGAGGAAAAUGAUGAAGAUGAGGAGUGUGUCUAUGGUGAAGAAGGGAGCAGGAGUGUGUGAAGAUGCAGCAGUGAGGAAGAGGAGGGUGACGAAGAGGAGACAUGUGUGUGCUGUGUACACUCAGAGGCUCGCCUGUCUGCAGCAGCAGGUCGCAGUUCUGCAGGCAGCCAGCAGGGCGGCACACGACGAGAGACUCAGACAACAACACACACACACUGAACUGCAGACACUGACACACACACUGCAGCAACAGAAGGCCAUGUUGGAGGCGGAGUUAGAGCAGCUGAGGAAGUCCCACUCCCCUGAAGCUCAACAGGCAUCCGUCACUGUAACUGCCCCUGCCCCUGACCUCCCAAACAUCAAAACACUGGAGGCUGAAAUCAAACAGCUCAACAACAGACUGAAGAGCUCCAGUGCCGAGGUGAGCCGUCAGAGUGCUUUGAUUAAAGGCCUCAGGACGGAGCUGCAUGAGCGAGAUCAGCGUCUUAAGGAGCUACAGGACAAGGUGUGUCACUGUGAGAGGGAUGUGGUGAUGAAGAGACAGUUGGUGGAGGAUCUGCGCAGUCGGCUGAAGAUCCUGCAGGAUUCAGAGCGCAGCCAUCGCUCACACAUCGACGAACUGGAGAGAAAGUUGAAGAGUCAGUGUGAGGAGGCCUCCAACAGGAAGUCUUUUAUUGAGUCUCUGAAGAGGAGGCUGAGCGUCGCUACUCACGACAAACAGCAGUGUGAGAGCAACAACAACACACUCCGAGAGCAGAUACACACUAAGGAGCAAAAGCUAACAGCGCUACAGGCUCGGUUGGCAGAGUGUGAGAGGUCAAAGGUCGAGCUGGAGCAGACGGCAAAAGAGCAGAUGCAGCUUCUGACCAAUCAGAGCACAGAGACGAUACACACGCUGCAGAACAAACUCGCACUGACACACACUCAACACCAACACCUGCGAUCAGUGACCCUGGCUCUAGCCAUGGAAGUGGACAGAGAGGUGAGGCAGGCCCGAGCUGAGCUGAGAAAGAGGAGGAGAGAGAGGAAGAAGGAGGGAUUAGGAAGAGGAGGAGUGUCCAAGCGCUCCAUGGUGAAAGCUCAGUCCAUCGCUGCCUCUAUCCUUAAUGUCAGCGCUGAUGACCUGGCCAGCAUCCUGGACACAGACCAGGAAGACGAGGUUGAUGAAGCAGAUGGAGUUUGGAUGAAACACAUUCAGCAGCUCCUACAGCAGCAGAGUCUCUCUGCAGGUGAGUUGUUGGAUAUUCUCUUGGUGAAGAUGAAGGAGAACAGGGCGCUGAUGGAGGAGCUGGUCACUUUGAGAGAAAGCCACUGAACCUGAUGGAGGAAUAAACACACAUCUCUCCAUCCUGCAUUUUAUUGCCUUUUUCUUUGCCCUGCAUUCAUUUUCCACUUCACUCUGUUUCUGUCUCUUCCUCUUUCCUCUCUCUCUCCUCUUUACUUUUACUCUCUUCACUCUUCCUCCUUACAUCUUUUCAUUUCUCCUUCUUGGUCAAUCUUUCAAUGUCUCUUCUUUCUUUUCCUCCUUUCUUUUCAAUUGUUAACUGAAGUGUAUAUGAAGGUGUAAAGUCUGUAGCUGUGUGUGUGUGUGAUUAGACUCGUGAAUUAAAGUAAUU